Messenger RNA from Sphenostylis stenocarpa, 600 nucleotides. NCBI's taxonomy places the organism in Eukaryota, Viridiplantae, Streptophyta, Magnoliopsida, Fabales, Fabaceae. The record is from the annotation of a GenBank genome assembly.
AUGAGCGACGAAGAAAGGAAGAAGCAAAUAGAGGAGCUCACCAAAACGCUCAAGGAAGGCGAGAGGCUCGUGGGCCCCACAAGACGGCCCGACGGAACCCUCCGAAAGCCCAUCCGCAUCCGUGCCGGCUACACUCCUCAGGACGAAGUCGCAAUUUAUCAGCCCAAGCCCGCCCUCUUGAAAAAGGAGAUGGGCUCCGCCGGGCCUCCCGGGUACAAUCCCGACCCCGUUGCGCGGCCCAGGACCAAGUCCGUCAAGAGGAACGAGAAAAAGAAGGAGAAGCGGCUCCAGGCUGCGAUUGAAAAGGAUAAAAAUUUAGAAGGUGGUGCGAGUGAAGAUAGUGGGAAGAAAGAAUCUUUGGAGGCAUUGAACUCGCAGGUAAAUAACUUGUCUUUGGAAGAUUCGACGCAACAAGGCCAGGACAUAGACAAGAGAAUUCGAACGCUCAAAAAGAAGAUUCGACUUACAGAAGCAUUGGAGCAGAAAAGUGUAGAGCAAGAUCUGAAUCCAGAGCAAUUGGAAAAACUAGCAAAACUAGAAGAUUGGCGCAAGGAGUUAAAGCAAUUGGAGGAUGAGAAGGCUGAAACAACCGUGUCAUGA